UGAACAAAUCUGGUUUCCUUUUCUAUUGAGGUCAUUUUCUUUGACAGCCGUGAAGAAUGGCGGAAGGAGCUGAUGGAGAGGAGGAGAUCCAAUUCCUGCGAACAGACGAUCAGGUGGUUCUCCAGUGCACAGCGUCCAUUCUGAAAGAACAGAUCAAAGUGUGUCUGUCGUGUGAAGGCUUUGGGAAUCGACUGUGCUUCCUUGAAACCACCUCCAAUGCCCAGAAUGUUCCUCCAGACCUCGCCAUCUGCUGCUUCAUUCUGGAGCAGUCUCUGUCUGUCCGAGCCCUCCAGGAGAUGCUAUCCAACUCUUCUGUCGAUGAGGCUGUUGAUUUGGACAAAUGGUCAUCACAAGGAGGGGGUCAUCGAACCCUUCUGUACGGACACGCCAUCCUCCUGAAGCACACCCACUCUAGCAUGUACCUGAGCUGUCUGACGACUUCCCGCUCCCUGACGGAUAAACUGGCUUUUGAUGUUGGGUUGCAGGAAGACUCUACAGGAGAGGCCUGCUGGUGGACGAUACACCCAGCCUCUAAGCAAAGGUCUGAAGGUGAGAAGGUCAGAGUGGGAGAUGACCUCAUCCUUGUCAGUGUUUCUUCAGAGCGAUACCUGCAUCUAUCAUAUGCAAGUGGAGAUUUGAUGGUGGACGCCUCCUUCAUGCAAACUCUGUGGACCAUGACCCCUGUCAUGUCUGGAUGUGAACUAGCUGAAGGCUUCCUGACUGGAGGGUAUGUGCUCCGGAUGUUCCACGGUCACAUGGAUGAGUGCCUGGCCAUCCCAGGAGCUGACCAAGGAGAUGACCAGCGCAGAGUUGUUCAGUACGAAGGUGGGGCUGUGUGCAGUCACGCUCGGUCGCUAUGGAGACUUGAGCCUCUGCGCAUCGCUUGGAGUGGGGGUCACAUCAAAUGGGGCCAAUCUUUCCGGAUACGCCACAUAACAACAGGCAGGUAUCUGUGUCUGGACGAGGAGAAAGGACUUCUGUUGGUCGACCCAGAGAAAGCAAUUUCCAAGAUGUCAGCCUUCUGCUUCAGGAUUUCUAAGGAGAAAAUUGAAGUGACGCAGAAGAGGGAUGUGGAAGGCAUGGGGAUACCUGAGAUCAAGUAUGGAGAGUCCAUGUGUUUUGUUCAGCAUGUUUCAUCCGGCCUUUGGCUUACAUAUGCAGCUGUUGAUGCCAAGUCUGCACGUUUGGGGCCUCUAAAGCGAAAGGCCAUACUCCAUAAAGAAGGUCACAUGGACGACGCCCUCACAGUUGCCCGAUCUCAGACUGAAGAAUCUCAAGCUGCAAGGAUGAUUUACAGCACAACAGGCCUCUUCAACCAGUUCAUCAAGGGUCUGGAUGCACUCAGCGGGAAAAAUAAAUCAGCCAACCCCCCCUCUCUACCUAUGGAUGCUGUUGCGCUUUCACUGCAGGACCUUAUAUUCUACUUUCGACCUCCAGAGGAGGAACUGGAGCAUGAAGAUAAGCAGUUUAAACUCCGUUCCCUCAAGAAUAGACAGAACCUUUUCCAGGAGGAGGGAAUGAUUACUUUGGUUCUUGACUGUGUUGAUCGACUCAAUGUGUACAACACAGCUGCCCACUUCUCAGAAUAUGCUGGCGAAGAAGCUGCUGAGUCAUGGAAAGAGAUCGUUAACUUGCUCUAUGAAUUAUUAGCCUCUCUGAUCCGAGGAAAUCGAGCAAACUGUGCUCUGUUCUGUGACAAUCUGGACUGGCUGGUUAGUAAACUGGAUCGUUUGGAAGCCUCUUCAGGAAUCCUGGAAGUUUUAUAUUGUGUUCUUAUUGAAAGUCCAGAAGUUUUAAAUAUUAUCCAGGAGAAUCACAUCAAAUCCAUAAUUUCUCUUUUGGACAAGCAUGGGCGGAACCACAAGGUCUUGGAUGUGUUGUGCUCUCUCUGUGUGUGUAACGGUGUUGCUGUGAGGUCCAAUCAGAACCUCAUCACAGAGAACCUCCUCCCAGGUCGUGAUCUCCUCCUGCAGACCAGCAUCAUCAACUACGUAACUAGCAUGAGACCCAACAUUUUCCUGGGAACCUGUGAGGGAUCCACUCAGUAUAAGAAGUGGUAUUUUGAGGUCAUGGUGGAUCACAUAGAGCCGUUCCUCACUGCUCAGCCGUACCAUCUACGGGUGGGCUGGGCACUGACUGAGGGUUACAGUCCUUAUCCUGGGGGUGGAGAAGGCUGGGGGGGCAAUGGAGUAGGGGAUGACCUCUAUUCCUAUAGUUUUGACGGGCUUCACCUGUGGUCAGGGCGUGUUCCCCGUCUGGUUGCUUCUCACAGUCAGCACACUCUUUCGGCGGACGACGUCGUCAGCUGUUGUUUGGAUUUGAGCGUUCCCAGUAUCUCCUUCCGGAUUAAUGGACAGCCGGUUCAGGGAAUGUUUGAAAACUUCAACUUGGAUGGUCUUUUCUUCCCAGUGGUCAGCUUCUCCGCAGGCAUUAAGCUGCGAUUUCUUCUUGGAGGCCGCCAUGGGGAUUUCAAAUUCCUCCCACCUCCAGGGUAUGCUCCGUGCUACGAAGCAGUCUUGCCCAGAGACCGUUUGCGGAUUGAGCCCAUCAAGGAAUAUAAGCAUGACUUUGACGGGGUUCGCAAUCUACUCGGGCCAACUCAGUCCCUCUCACACACAGCAUUCACCCCUUGCCCUGUGGACACAAUACAGAUUGUGCUUCCUCCACAUUUGGAGCGCAUUCGGGAAAAACUUGCAGAAAACAGCCAUGAGUUGUGGGCUGUUACCCGUAUUGAACAAGGAUGGACAUUUGGACCAUUUCGUGACGACAACAAGAAGCUGCACCCCUGCCUGGUGGAUUUUCAGAGUCUGCCUGAACCAGAGAAGAAUUAUAAUUUAGCAAUGUCAGGGGAGACACUAAAGACUCUGCUGGCUCUUGGCUGUCAUGUUGGUAUGGGAGACGAGAAAGCCGAGGAAAACUUGAAAAGGACCAAGCUUCCCAAAACGUACAUGCAGAGUAAUGGGUACAAGCCAGCUCCUCUGGACCUGAAUCAUGUCAAACUGACCCCCAAUCAAAACACUCUGGUGGAGAGACUGGCAGAAAACGGACACAAUGUGUGGGCGAGAGACCGAGUCCGCCAGGGCUGGACUUACAGUAUCGGUCAGGACAUUAUGAACAAGCGCAAUCCACGUUUGGUGCCCUACAACCUGCUGGAUGAAAAGACUAAAAAGACCAACAGAGAGACCGUCUGUGCAGCAGUUCGCACUCUCAUUGGCUACGGUUACAACAUAGAACCACCCGACCAGGAGAGCAGUGGCCAUGGAGCAGGCAACUCUCGAGAGGAUAAAAUCCGACUGUUCAGAGCAGAGAAGUCGUUUGCUGUUACGCAGGGAAGGUGGUACUUUGAAUUUGAAGCUGUCACGGUAGGAGAGAUGAGAGUGGGCUGGGCCAGGCCAAGCGUCCGUGCACACACUGAACUCGGAGCAGACGAGUUGGCCUACGUCUUCAACGGCUACAAGGCUCAGCGCUGGCAUGUGGGAAACGAGCCAUUUGGCCGCCAGUGGCAGUCAGGUGAUGUGGUGGGAUGUAUGAUUGACCUUGUGGAGAUGAACAUCAUGUUUACACUCAAUGGAGAGAUGUUGAUCAGCGAUUCUGGCUCAGAAAUGGCUUUUAAAGAUAUUGAGAUAGGAGAGGGUUUCAUACCUGUGUGCAGUCUGGGCAUGUCUCAGGUUGGUAGGAUUAACCUGGGUCAGAAUGUCAGCAGUCUGCGUUAUUUUACUAUCUGCGGUCUGCAAGAAGGAUUUGAACCUUUUGCUAUCAAUAUGAAAAGAGAUAUCACUAUGUGGUUCAGUAAAAGCCUUCCCCAGUUCAUCAUUACACCAACCGAUCAUCCUCAUAUUGAGGUGUCACGCGUUGAUGGAACAGUGGACACCCCUCCUUGCCUCAAGGUGACCCACAAGACAUUCGGGUCUCAGAACGCCAACACAGAUCUGCUGUUCCUCCGACUCAGCAUGCCGAUUGAGUUCCACGAGACCUUCAAAGUCCCUGCUGGUACGACACUUCUGACCCGUGCCCUGACGGUGCCAGAGGAUGACGUUUUAGAGGUGGACCCAGACUCUGACUUUGAGAUCCUCAAAAAGUCAGCAUCUCGCAAAGAGCAAGAAGAGGAAAAAAAAGAGCCAUCUGUGCCAAAGGAAACCCCUGCCUUCAAGAAUGGGGAGAAUGAGAAGGAUGCUUCUACUGAAAAAAGCAAGAAGAGAGGAUUCCUUUUCAAGGCAAAGAAAGCUGCAUUGAUCACACCACCGCCUGUUGUUCCCACCUUGCCCCGCUUAGUGGAGGAUGUUGUGCCAGACGACCGGGAUGACAUGGACAUAAUCCUCAACACAACAACAUAUUACUACUCGGUGAGGAUCUUCGCAGGUCAAGAACCAGGAGGUGUGUGGGUGGGCUGGAUCACUCCUGACUAUCAUCAGUAUGAUCUUCACUUUGAUCUCAGCAAAGUAAGAAAUGUCACUGUCACUGUUGGUGACGAUAAAGGCAACAUCCAUGAUAGCAUCAAGCGCAGCAACUGCUACAUGGUGUGGGCAGGGGAGUUCAGCGGCUCCCAGCAGACCCGAGUCAGUCAGGAAGACUUUGUGAUUGGGUGUCUUGUUGACUUGGACACAGGACUCAUGACGUUCACAGCCAAUGGAAAAGAGAUAAACACUUUUUAUCAGGUGGAGCCAAACACAAAACUCUUUCCAGCUGUCUUUGUGCUGCCUUCCAAUCAGAACAUGGUCCAGUUUGAACUUGGGAAGCUGAAGAACAUCAUGCCAAUUUCAGCUGCCAUGUUCCGAAGUGAACGCAAAAACAUUGUGCCUCAAUGUCCUCCCCGACUGGAUGUCCAGAUGCUAACUCCGGUCAUCUGGAGCCGAAUGCCCAACCAUUUCUUGGCUCCGGAGACUGGACGUGUCAGUGAGCGACUCGGCUGGAUGGUGCAGUGUCAGGAUCCUCUCACCAUGAUGGCUCUCCACAUCCCAGAAGAAAACAGAUGCAUUGACAUCCUGGAGCUUUCUGAACGAAUGGACUUACUAAAGUUCCACUAUCAUACUCUCAAGCUGUAUGGCUCAGUGUGCGCUUUGGGCAACAACCGUGUGGCGCAUGCUUUGUGCAGCUACGUCGAUGAAUCCCAGCUCUUCUAUGCCAUAGAGAACACCUACCUUCCUGGGCCAAUGAGGAGCGGUUUCUAUGACUUGCUCAUCAGCAUGCACCUUGAGUCUGCAAAACGGAACCGCCUGGGAACAAACAAGGAAUUCAUCGUGCCGAUGACUAAUGAAACCCGUAGUAUCACUCUGUACACUGCCAAAUCUCAUGCUCUGCCGGGGGUUGGCCUCACCACAUGUCUCCGCCCACAACUUCAUUUCUCCCCUGUUGGGUUUGUGGGAACAGAUCCAGACAUUUACACUCUUAGUCCAAUCAUUCCCUUACAGGUGCUAAAAAUCAAAGCUCUUAAUAUGCUGAUUGAAGCCGUGCAAGACGGAAGUCAAGCUAUGAGAGAUCCUGUUGGAGGCAGCGUUGAGUUUCAUUUCGUUCCUAUCCUGAAACUCAUCAGCACCCUCCUGAUAAUGGGGGUGUUCGAUGACGACGACGUAACACAUAUCCUAAAAAUGAUUGAGCCCAAUGUCUUCAACCCCAAAAAGCAGGAGGAGUCUGUAGAGGAAACAGCAGAGAAGGAGCCACAAAGGGUGGCAGAGGUCAAAGAGGAGAAGCAGGAGGCUUAUAUAGAAGAGGAAUACGAAGAUUAUGGUUUGGGCGAAGAGGAGGAAGAAGAAGAAGAAGAAGAAAUGGAUGAGGAGGAAGAGAAGGCAGCUUUUGAUGCCUCACACCAGGAAGCUGCAGAAGAAGCUGACCAGCUGAAUGGUGAAAAAGGAGCAGAGGAAACAGAGAAAGAGGUGAAGCCUGUGGAGACGAGUGGGGAGGCUAAGGACGAACAUCUAGAGCAAGGCCUUUUCCAGAUGAAGUUACCAGAGUCCGUCAAACUACAGAUGUGCACUCUUCUGCAGUACUUCUGUGACUGUGAACUACGCCACAGAGUAGAGGCCAUCAUUGCCUUUUCCGACAAGUUUGUCACUCAGAUACAGACUAACCAGAGGCAGCGCUACAAUGAACUCAUGCAGGCCUUCACCAUGACGGCUGCUGAGACUGCACGAAAGACGAGAGAAUUUCGCUCGCCGCCUCAGGAGCAGGUCAACAUGCUCAUGAACUUUAAAAACUGCCUCGAGGAUGAGGAACCUCCAGUCCCUGAUGAUGUUCGGGAAUCCUUGUUGGUUUUUCACAAUGCCAUACUAUUGCACUGUGGCGUUCACAUUGAAGAGGAAGAGGAGGAGGAAGUAGUGGAUAACUCUGUCCGUGGACGUUUGCUUCGUUUGCUGGAAAAGGUGAAAAAAUUCAGAGAAAAGAAGGUGGAGGUGGAGCCUGAAACCCAGGAAGACAAAAAACCAAGCACUUUACAGGAGCUGAUUUCCCAUACUAUGAUCCACUGGGCCCAAGAGUCGUUUAUCCAGAACCCUGAGCUCGUCCGUAUGAUGUUCAGCCUCCUCCACAGACAGUACGAUGGGCUGGGCGAGCUCAAGCGUGCCCUUCCCAAGGCUUACACCAUCAAUGAGGUGUCCAUUCAGGACACCAUGGACCUGCUGGAGUGUCUGGGUCAGAUCCGGUCACUGCUGAUUGUGCAGAUGGGUCCAGAAGAGGAGAGGCUCAUAAUUCAAAGCAUUGGGAACAUCAUGAGUAACAGAGUUUUCUACCAGCACCCCAACCUGAUGCGAGCUCUGGGCAUGCACGAAACUGUCAUGGAGGUCAUGGUUAAUGUGCUGGGCGGAGGAGACUCGAAGGAGAUCAGAUUCCCUCGAGUGGUGACAAACUGCUGUCGCUUUCUCUGCUACUUCUGUCGCAUCAGUCGUCAGAACCAGCGCUCCAUGUUUGAUCACCUGAGCUACCUUCUUCAGAACAGUGGCAUUGGUCUUGGAAUGCGAGGCUCCACUCCUCUGGAUGUGGCAGCAGCGUCUUGCAUUGACAAUAAUGAACUGGCACUGGCUCUCCAGGAGCAAGACUUAGAAAUGGUGGUGAAAUAUUUAGCUGGUUGUGGACUUCAGAGUUGUCCCAUGCUGCUGGCUAAAGGCUACCCCGACAUCGGCUGGAACCCCUGUGGUGGAGAAAAAUACCUGGACUUUCUUCGUUUUGCUGUUUUCGUCAAUGGAGAAAGCGUUGAAGAGAAUGCCAACGUGGUCGUACGUCUUCUCAUCCGCCGACCUGAGUGCUUUGGCCCAGCUCUGAGGGGCGAGGGUGGAAAUGGACUCUUGGCUGCUAUAGAGGAAGCCAUCAAAAUAUCUGAGGACCCUGCGAGGGAUGGUCCCAGUGUAAAGAAAGACAGACGUUUUCCCAUGUUUGGAGGAGAGGAGCAGCACGAGGAGAACAGGGUCCACCUGGGCAACGCCAUCAUGUCCUUCUACUCUGCUCUUAUCGACCUGCUGGGCCGCUGUGCUCCGGAGAUGCAUUUGAUUCAAGCUGGCAAAGGAGAGGCUCUAAGAAUCAGAGCCAUCCUGAGGUCUCUGGUUCCCAUUGAGGAUUUGGUGGGAGUUAUCAGUCUUCCUCUGCAGAUUCCCUCUUUUGGAAAAGACAACAGUAUCAUCGAGCCAAAGAUGUCGGCUAGUUUUGUGCCGGAUCACAAGGCCCCCAUGGUGUUGUUCCUGGACAGAGUUUACGGCAUUGACAACCAGGACUUCCUACUCCACGUGCUUGAGGUGGGCUUUUUGCCAGACAUGAGGGCUGCUUCCUCUCUGGACACGGCUGCUUUCAGCACCACAGAGAUGGCGCUGGCUUUGAACCGCUACCUGUGUUCUGCUGUGUUGCCGCUCAUCACAAAGUGUGCGCCGCUUUUUGCUGGCAGUGACCACAGAGCCAUUAUGAUCGACUCAAUGCUGCACACCAUCUAUCGGUUGUCUCGAGGACGAGCCUUUACAAAGGCUCAAAGAGACAUCAUUGAAGAAUGUCUCAUGGCUUUGUGCAAGCAUCUGCGUCCAUCCAUGCUUCAGCACCUGCUGAGACGGCUGGUGUUUGAUGUGCCCAUCCUCAAUGAGUAUGCCAAGAUGCCUCUCAAACUUUUAACCAAUCACUAUGAGCGUUGCUGGAAAUAUUAUUGCCUUCCUAAUGGUUGGGCCAACUUCGGAGUUGCCUCUGAAGAAGAACUGCAUUUGACGCGAAAACUUUUCUGGGGGAUUUUUGAGUCGCUUGCUCACAAGAAAUUCGAUGCUGAAAUAUUCAAAAUUUCAAUGCCGUGCAUCUGUGCCAUUGCUGGAGCCAUACCUCCGGAUUACGUAGAUGCAAGCUACUGCUCUAAAACUGAGAAAAAGGCAUCGGUAGAUGCAGAGGGAAACUUUGAUCCAAAACCAAUUGAUACCACAAACACGAUUAUCCCAGAAAGACUGGAUCCAUUCAUCAACAAGUAUGCUGAAUACACACAUGACAAAUGGGCUUUUGAGAAGAUUCAGAACAACUGGUCAUAUGGGGAGGUGCUGGAUGAAAAUGCAAAAAGUCAUCCCAUGCUCAGACCAUACAAAACCUUCUCAGAGAAGGACAAAGAGAUCUACCGCUGGCCAAUCAAAGAGUCAAUUAAGGCCAUGCUGGCAUGGGAAUGGAACAUUGAAAAAGCUAGAGAGGAAGAGGAGUCAGAGAAGAAGAAAACGACAGCUCGAAAAAUCUCUCAGACUGCUCAGGCGACAUAUGACCCCAGCCAUGGCUACAGUCCUCAGCCCAUUGACAUCUCACACAUGGCUCUCUCCAGAGACCUGCAGUCAAUGGCAGAGCAACUAGCAGAAAACUAUCAUAACACCUGGGGUCGUAAGAAGAAGUUAGAGCUGCAGUCCAAGGGUGGAGGAACACACCCUCUUCUGGUUCCCUAUGAUACACUGACAGCAAAAGAGAAGGCCCGAGACCGAGAGAAAGCCUAUGAGUUGCUCAAGUUCCUGCAGCUUAAUGGAUAUGCUGUCACUCGGGGCCUGAAAGACAUGGAGUCAGAAAUAUCAUCCAUAGAGAAGAGGUUUGCUUAUGGCUUCCUACAAAAGCUGUUGAAAUGGAUGGAAAUCGCUCAAGAGUUCAUUGCUCAUCUCGAGGCUGUGGUUAGCAGUGGGCGAGUGGAAAAGUCUCCACACGAACAAGAGAUCAAAUUCUUUGCAAAGAUCUUGAUGCCCCUGAUCAACCAGUAUUUUAAGAACCAUUGCCUCUACUUCUUAUCGACACCUGCAAAGGUCCUGGGUAGUGGGGGUCACUCCUCCAAUAAAGAGAAGGAGAUGAUUGCAAGUAUCUUCUGUAAAAUGUCUGCAUUGGUGAGGCACAGAGUUUCUCUUUUUGGAACGGAUGCUUCGGCAAUCGUUAACUGUCUUCAUAUUCUGGCUCGAUCGCUGGAUGCAAGGACGGUCAUGAAGUCAGGGCCUGAGAUUGUGAAAGCAGGUCUGCGGUCCUUCUUUGAAAGUGCAGCUGAUGAUAUAGAGAAGAUGGUAGAAAAUCUUAAACUCGGAAAAGUAUCUAAAGGAAACCAGCAAGUGAAAGGCGUGUCCCAGAACAUCAACUACACAACCAUCGCCCUCCUUCCGGUGCUCACAUCCCUGUUUGAUCAUGUUGCUCAACACCAGUUUGGAGAUGAUGUCAUAUUGGAUGAUCUACAGAUGUCCUGCUAUCGCAUGAUGUGUAGCAUCUACUCCUUAGGGACUGUCAAGAACCCACAUGUUGAAAGGCAGAGACCAGCUUUGGGAGAGUGUCUUGCUCACCUUGCAGCAGCUAUGCCAGUGGCCUACUUGGAGCCCCAUCUGAACAAAUAUAAUGCUUUCUCUGUCUACACUACAAAGACACCUAGAGAGAGAGCCAUCCUGGGUCUUCCCAAUGAGGUCCAGGAAUUAUGUCCAGACAUUCCAGAGCUGGAUGCUCUCCUCAAAGAAAUUGGAGACUUGGCAGAAUCUGGGGCUCGCUACACCGAGAUGCCACACGUCAUUGAGAUCACUUUGCCUAUGCUGUGUAAUUAUCUGCCACGCUGGUGGGAAAGAGGGUUUGAAAACUUUCCUGAGAUGGAGGGCCAACUCUGCACCGACGUAACAUCCGAACAUCUUAACCAGUUGUUGGGCAGCAUCAUGAAGAUUGUAGUCAACAAUCUGGGUAUUGAUGAGGCGUCGUGGAUGAAGAGGCUGGCAGUCUUUUCACAGCCUAUAGUUAGCAGGGCAAAGCCAGAGAUGCUUAAAUCACACUUUAUUCCAACAAUGGAAAAGCUGAAGAAGCGCACCUCAAAGGUGGUGGCGGAGGAGGACCAUUUACGCAUGGAGGGGAAGACAGAGGGGGACGAGGAGGACGGCACAAUACGAGAUGAGUUUGCUGUCCUCUGUAGAGACUUGUACGCCCUCUAUCCUCUCCUUAUCCGAUACGUGGACAAUAACAGGGCGAGGUGGCUGACAUGCCCUGAUCCAGAUGCAGAAGAACUCUUCAGAAUGGUCGGAGAGGUCUUCAUAUUCUGGUCCAAGUCUCAUAACUUCAAGCGGGAGGAGCAGAACUUUGUAGUGAUGAAUGAAAUCAAUAACAUGUCAUUCCUCACUGCUGACAGCAAGAGCAAAAUGAGCAAGGGCGGGGACACAGAGGGUGGAGGUUCAGAUACGGAACGAACAAAGAAAAAGAGACGAGGCGAUCGCUACUCUGUCCAGACGUCACUCAUUGUUGCUGCCUUGAAAAAGAUGCUUCCCAUAGGCCUCAACAUGUGCUCCCCCGCCGACCAAGAGCUCAUCAACUUGGCUAAAAUCCGCUACUCUUUGAGAGACACUGAUGAGGAAGUGAGGGAGUUUUUGCAGAACAACCUGCAUCUUCAGGGGAAGGUCGACAAUCCGUCUAUGCGCUGGCAGAUGGCUCUUUACAAAGAGAUGGCAGGAAAGGCUGAAGAUGCUGACGCUCCCAUGAAGGUUGUGAAGAGAGUGCAGGAAGUUUCUGCUGUACUCUAUCACCUUGAAGUGACGGAGCAUCCUUUUAAGUCCAAGAAGAUGGUGUGGCACAAGCUUCUGUCCAAGCAGAGACGCAGAGCCGUGGUCGCCUGCUUUAGGAUGACCCCGCUGUACAACAUUGCAAGGCACAGAGCCUCCAACAUGUUUCUGGAGGGAUACAAGCGCAACUGGCUUCACACUGAGGGAUUCUCAUUUGAAGAUAGGAUGAUAGAUGACUUAUCUAAAGCAAUGGAGCAAGAGGAAGGGGAUGAGGAGGAGGAGAAGGAAACAAAGCCAGAUCCCCUUCAUCAGCUGAUUUUACACUUCAGUCGUACGGCUCUAACAGAAAAGAGUAAACUUGACACAGACCACCUCUAUAUGGCAUAUGCAGAUAUUAUGGCAAAGAGUUGCCACAUUGAUGACGAAGAUGAAGGGGGAGAGGAUAUGAUGGAAAACUCUGAAGAUGAGAUGUCCUUUGAGGUGCGACAGUCAGAACUGGAGAAGGAAAUGGAAAAGCAGAGGCUCCUGUACCAGCAGUCCAGGCUGCAUAACCGUGGAGCUGCAGAGAUGGUGCUGCAAAUGAUCAGCGCCUGCAAAGGUGAAACGGGUCCGAUGGUUUCUACGACGCUCAAGCUGGGUAUUUCCAUUCUUAACGGUGGGAAUAGUGAGGUUCAGCGUAAAAUGUUGGAAUAUUUGAAGGACAAAAAGGAUGUGGGUUUCUUUCUGAGUAUACAGGCUUUGAUGCAGACUUGCUGCGUCCUGGAUCUUAAUGCCUUUGAAAGGCAGAAUAAAGCUGAGGGGCUCGGGAUGGUUUCUGAAGAAGGAACUAAUGAAAAAGUCAUGGCAGAUGAUGAGUUCACCUGUGACCUCUUCCGUUUCUUGCAGCUGCUCUGUGAAGGCCACAAUAACGAUUUUCAGAACUACUUACGGACACAAACAGGAAGCACGACCACCAUCAAUGUCAUCAUUUGCACUGUAGAUUACCUUCUACGACUCCAGGAAUCUAUCAGUGAUUUUUACUGGUAUUACUCUGGUAAAGAUAUCAUCGAUGAUCCGGGCAAAAAGAAUUUCUCCAAAGCUAUGACCGUGGCAAAGCAGAUUUUCAACAGUUUAACUGAAUAUAUACAGGGUCCAUGCACUGGCAACCAGCAAUCCCUGGCCCACAGCAGACUGUGGGACGCUAUCGUCGGCUUCCUUCACGUCUUUGCGCACAUGAUGAUGAAGCUGGCUCAGGACUCCAGUCAAAUUGGCUUGUUGAAGGAACUUCUUGACCUCCAGAAAGACAUGGUUGUUAUGUUAUUGUCACUGUUGGAGGGGAAUAUUGUAAAUGGUACAAUCGCACGGCAGAUGGUGGACAUGUUAGUGGAGUCCUCCAGCAACGUCGAAAUGAUUCUCAAGUUCUUUGACAUGUUCUUGAAGCUGAAGGACAUUGUAGCUUCUGAUGCUUUCCGUGACUACGUCACAGACCCUCGUGGUUUGAUCUCCAAGAAGGACUUCCAAAAGGCCAUGGACAGCCAGAAACAAUACUCCCCCUCAGAGAUCCAGUUUCUCUUAUCGUGCUCGGAAGCAGAUGAGAAUGACAUGAUCAAUUAUGAGGAGUUUGCCAGUCGUUUCCAAGAGCCGGCAAAGGACAUUGGCUUCAACAUUGCAGUGCUGCUCACCAACCUGUCUGAGCAUGUGCCUCAUGACACCAGGCUGCAGAACUUUCUGGGACAAGCAGAAAGUGUGCUCAACUAUUUCCGCCCUUUCCUUGGCCGAAUUGAGAUAAUGGGCGCCAGCAGAAAGAUCGAACGCAUCUAUUUUGAGAUUAGUGAAGUUAACCGUAGGCAGUGGGAAAUGCCUCAAGUGAGGGAGUCCAAACGGCAGUUCAUAUUUGACGUCGUCAACGAGGGUGGUGAGUCAGAGAAGAUGGAGAUGUUUGUUAAUUUCUGUGAGGACACCAUCUUUGAGAUGAACAUUGCCUCUCAAAUUUCCGAACAAGAGGAGGAGGGCAAGGGGGAAGAGGAUGAUGAAGGAGAUGAGGGUGGAGGUGAGGGAGGACCAGGUGGAGGAGGUGAAGAGGACAGCAACGGUGAAGAGGGGCAGCCUGAAUCCUCCUCUGCCUUUGUUGAUUUUAUUAACAGCAUGUUGAGCUUUCUCAGCAUUUUCACCUUCCGUAACCUUCGCAGGCAGUACAGGAGAAUAAGAAAGAUGACUUUCAAAGAGAUCAUUGUGGCUGUUUCCAUUUUUUUCUGGACCAUCCUGAUGAGUAUUCUGCACUUUAUUUACAAUGUAUGCAAAGGCUUCUUCAUGAUCAUUUGGCAAGCUCUGUUUGGGGGCGGACUGGUCGAAGGAGCUAAAAAUAUCACGGUCACUGAGAUUCUAGCAAGCAUGCCGGACCCCACCCAGGACGAUGUACAUGGGGAUGGACCAGGAGAGCUCAGAACAGGUGAAGAACAAGACACCGGAGGGGUAAGCGACCCCGGUGAACCGGGGAGUGGCGAAGAGGAAGAGGAGGAUACUCAAGAAAACGAAGGUGGAAGGAUGCCGGGUAUGGAUGCUCCGGGUGGGCUUGGAGAUAUGGGGGUAGAAACUCCAGUUGAGCCUCCGACUCCAGAGGGGACUCCCAUAACUAAAAGGAAAAUGGGACCAGAAGAAACUGAUGCGACCCAAAAACCAGCAGAACCACCGCCCCCAGAAGAAGUUCCACCAGAACCUGAAAAGGCUGAUGUUGAAACUGGAGAGAAACCAGAGAAAGAGUCCCCGAGCAGUGAAAUGGAGGAGCCAAAAAAAACACCAAAAUCAGCAGCAAAAAAAGAAAAGAAGCUGAAACGGGAAGUAGGAUUUCAAAUCUGGACUGAGCUGGAAACCCAGAGAAACAAAUUCAUGAACUAUCUAUCCAGAAACUUCUACAACCUGCGUUUUCUGGCUCUGUUCCUUGCUUUUGCCCUGAACUUUAUUCUCCUGUUCUACAAAGUGUCUGAAAUUCCCCCAGAAGGGGAGGAACUCGAAGGAUCUGGAUUCUCAGAAGGCAGCGGGCUGUUUGGGGGAUCAGGCUUGUUUGAAGGUUCUGGAGAAGAAGCUGAGGGAUCGGGAAUGAGUGAAGGAGGAGACGAAGAGGAAGAAGAUGUCCCAGUUUAUUACUACCUGGAAGAAAGCACUGGAUACAUGCAGCCAACACUGGCCUUCCUCGCUAUCUUGCACACAGUGAUUUCCUUUAUCUGUAUCAUUGGCUACAACUGUCUGAAGAUUCCACUGGUGAUUUUCAAGAGGGAGAAAGAACUUGCAAGAAAGCUAGAGUUUGACGGCCUUUACAUCACUGAGCAACCUGAGGAUGACGACAUUAAGGGCCAGUGGGAUCGACUGGUUCUCAAUACACCCUCAUUUCCAAACAACUACUGGGACAAAUUUGUGAAACGCAAGGUUCUAGACAAGUACGGAGAUAUUUACGGUCGAGAAAGAAUCGCUGAGCUUCUCGGUGUUGACUUAGCCUCCUUGGAUGUGAGUCAACAACAUGAAAAGAAACAGGAGGAGCCAGACAACUCUGUGUUUGCAUGGGUGAUCUCCAUUGACAUCAAGUACCAGAUCUGGAAAUUUGGGGUUGUAUUUACAGAUGGCACUUUCUUGUAUCUGUGCUGGUACUUGGUGAUGUCUCUGCUUGGCCAUUACAACAACUUCUUCUUUGCCUGUCACCUUCUGGACAUUGCCAUGGGAGUCAAGACUCUUCGUACAAUCUUGUCUUCUGUCACUCACAAUGGCAAACAGCUCAUGAUGACAGUGGGGCUGCUGGCUGUGGUGGUGUACCUUUACACUGUGGUUGCUUUCAAUUUCUUCCGCAAGUUUUACAACAAAAGCGAGGAUGAGGAUGAGCCCGACAUGAAAUGUGACGACAUGAUGACCUGUUAUCUGUUCCACAUGUAUGUGGGCGUGAGAGCUGGUGGAGGCAUCGGUGAUGAGAUAGAGGAUCCCGCUGGAGACGAAUACGAGCUUUAUCGAGUGGUCUUUGAUAUCACUUUUUUCUUCUUCGUCAUUGUCAUCCUGUUGGCCAUUAUUCAGGGUUUGAUCAUUGAUGCUUUUGGUGAGCUCAGAGACCAACAGGAGCAGGUUAAGGAGGAUAUGGAGACAAAGUGCUUCAUAUGUGGCAUCGGAAGUGACUAUUUUGACACAACACCACAUGGCUUUGAGACCCACACUUUUGAUGAACACAACCUUGCUAACUACUUGUUUUUCUUGAUGUAUUUGAUCAACAAAGAUGAGACAGAGCAUACUGGGCAGGAGUCAUACGUGUGGAAGAUGUACCAAGAACGAUGCUGGGACUUCUUUCCUGCUGGAGAUUGUUUCAGGAAACAGUAUGAAGAUCAGCUUUCAUAAGCUUUCCCCAAUGAGGGCUCAAACGAUGACUGCUGAAUCACAGCCCUCUAAAAUCCUAAUUUUUCCUAAUAAAUGUUCAGGGAUUUUCAUAAAUGAUCGAUCACAAUGUGCUUGCUGGGAACUAUCAUUUUUAAACUGAGAUUCCAAUUAAAUAAAAUCUCAUUCAGGUCAUUUUAAGGAUGACUGUAUGAAAAACUAACUCAGAAAGGGCUUGUUUUUAAGUCAACGAUCAGAUUAAUUAAAUCUGAUGUUUGAACAAAAAGGUAAAAUAUCAGCACUUAAAUUAUAAAUCUUUUACAAAAGAUAUUAGGAAUGUGUUUUUGAGAAUGUGACAGUUAAUUUAAAGGGUUCUACUAUAUAAAUAAAAAAAAUACUAAAACAGCAUAAUAGUGGACGUUUUACACUGUAUUGCGGAAGACAGUAAAGGUUAGUUUUAUGUAUCUUUUUUUAAAUUUUGUUUAAAUUUACAAUGAUUUCUUUGUGUUCUGAUUGUUGUACCAAACGUGUGGUUUAUUUAAUAUAAUCCUCGUUUGAUUUUAAAUUGUUAUCCUUCAAAAAUGUAACUCUUGAAUUGUGAACAUAUUCUUACGAUUAAUAAAAGUGACGUGUCAAACUCUU
This is a messenger RNA of Oryzias melastigma (Indian medaka), 15896 nucleotides long. Its product is annotated as ryanodine receptor 1. Gene Ontology annotation, biological process: intracellular calcium ion homeostasis; calcium ion transmembrane transport. Gene Ontology annotation, cellular component: sarcoplasmic reticulum membrane; Z disc; smooth endoplasmic reticulum. The coding region runs from base 57 to 15278 and encodes 5073 amino acids. The record is from RefSeq and is a predicted model, not a curated record. The transcript has 106 exons. Gene Ontology annotation, molecular function: protein binding; ryanodine-sensitive calcium-release channel activity. NCBI's taxonomy places the organism in Eukaryota, Metazoa, Chordata, Actinopteri, Beloniformes, Adrianichthyidae.